Molecule: messenger RNA, 1563 nt
Organism: Penicillium canescens
Lineage: Eukaryota; Fungi; Ascomycota; Eurotiomycetes; Eurotiales; Aspergillaceae
Product: putative carboxylesterase
Exons: 4
Coding region: 1-1563 (520 amino acids)
Source: RefSeq, a predicted model, not a curated record
AUGCAAACGACCCGAAAAACAACAAAAUCCCUCGGCCAGAGAGGAACAAUCCAAGGCCUAAUUAUCUCCAACAACCAAAAUAAAGAUCUAUGCACCUACUACGGUGGAGUUCGCUACGGCCUUCCAGCGUCCGAACGCUGGCGCCGUGCAAAACCCUUGCCUGAUACAUAUACCUACGGCACAGACAAGAACCCGAGAGAUUGCACAACUGGUGCAGGCGUAUGUCCCCAACCCGGAUUCCUGAACCUCUCACCUGAGAACCCAGAUAUUUGGGACGAGGAUUGUUUCCAGUAUGGCGGCUGGCUUCAAUUCGGAACUCCCAAUUCGUUCAAUGCUGCUGCGUUGAUUGGCGAGACGGAUUUCAAGUGUGUGGUUGUUAUGCCUGCGUACCGGGUGAACCUCUUUGGGUUCUUGUAUUCGGUUGAGCUGGAGGCUGAUGCGGCUUCCGUUGGGGAGUCUGUUGGUAACCAUGGAUUUUGGGAUCAGAGGCUGGCACUGGAAUGGACUCGUGAGAGUGCCAGUCUCUUUGGGGGUGAUCCAACCAAUAUCACUAUCAGUGGCUAUAGUGCUGGUGCCAACUCCGUAUUCCAUCAACUAGCCUACGAUCUUCGCCAACCAGCCCCCAACGCGUUAGUCCGGCAAGUCUGCAUCUGGUCUAACAGCCCAGCAGUACAACCAAAACAACCAGCAGAAACCCAAUCCCAAUUCAACGACCUACUCACAGCCUUAAACAUCCCUCUCUCCCUACCGGCCAGCGAGAAAAUCAACCGUCUCCGCUCAGUCCCAGCAAAGACCCUAAUAUCUAUAACAAAAACCCUAUCCCUACACCAAUUCCGGCCAACAACGGAUGGAUCCUUCAUAAGCCCAACCCUCUUUGACUCCCUCGACAACGGAAACUUCGCAUCGACCCUCUUAAGCCGCAACAUUCGCGUAAUUAUUGGAGAAUGUGCAGACGAGCACUUUUUAUACAAUACCUGGUUUCCACCCAAAUCAAACACACUAUCCGCGCUGCGAACCCGUCUUAUUGCCGAUUACCCAGAGCACAUUGUCGACGCUCUCAUGGCGAUGUACUACCCAGACGGGAAAUUACCAGCCAACUGCAAGAAUUGGGAUGUCGAUGCUUGGGGGCGCUGUUACGCAGAUAUGCAGGUGCAUUUUAUGCAGCGUGGGUUCGCGUAUACGCUGACUCAUAACACGGCGGGUGUUGAUGCGUCACGGUUGUUGUAUCGGUAUCGCAUUGAGUGGAGGGCGAAGUGUAUUGAUGCUACUAUUCCGGUUGAGUGGGGUGUUACGCAUUCUUCGGAUUAUCCGAUUUGGUUUUGGGGGAAUGGGAAGGUUCUGGAGGAGGAGGAGAAGGAGGUUGUUGAGAGGGCUUUUAACGGUCCUUUGAGUUCUUUUGUUAAGGGUGCUGGUGAGUUUGGGUGGGGCACUUGUGGGCCGAGGAGUGUUAGGACGCUUAAGAGGGAUGGAAGUGUGGUUAUUUGGGAGGAUGAGAAUUGGGAGGAGGGUGUUAGGGUUUGGAAGAGAUUGAGAGAUGCUGAUAAAGGGAAGGCGAGGCUGUAG